Trichoderma asperellum CBS 433.97 is the source of this 700-nucleotide messenger RNA. RefSeq lists its product as uncharacterized. NCBI's taxonomy places the organism in Eukaryota, Fungi, Ascomycota, Sordariomycetes, Hypocreales, Hypocreaceae. The record is from RefSeq and is a predicted model, not a curated record. Gene Ontology annotation, molecular function: acyltransferase activity, transferring groups other than amino-acyl groups.
GAAAAAAAAAGCAAAAAAUUAGAAUUAAAAUAUCAACAAUGGCUCCAGAUAAAGUCCUCUCGUCUCCUGCUCUCCCCAGCAACGAGCCCGGCACCGUCCUCGUCGAAACUGCCAACCUCAUCAUCCGCCGCUGGAGCAUCUCAGAUGCGCCGGCUCUUGCCAAGGCGGCCAACUAUCCCUCAGUCGCAGAAAACCUACGAGACCGAUUUCCUAUGCCGUACAGCUACGCCGAUGCCGAAGACUACCUCACCAAUUACACCUUCUCUCCUGAAGGAUACCCCAGUGCUGUAGCAAUAUUCGUCAAGCCCAACGCCGGCCACAACACAUCCGACGAGCCGCUAUUCAUUGGUGGUGCAGGCUUAGAGUCCAAGGGCGACGUCUAUUACCGCACCUGGGAGCUGGGCUACUGGCUCACACCAUCUGCCUGGGGCCACGGCUAUGCAACCGAGUUUGCCAAGGCCAUUGUGCCAUGGGCCUUUGAGACGUGGCCGCGGCUGAACAGAAUCGAGGCGAUGGUCUAUGCGAGGAAUGAAGCGAGCCAGAACGUUUUGCGAAAAUGCGGGUUUACGCUGGAGGGGCGGAGAAGAGGGAUGUCGGAGAAGAACGGCGAGAUUCUUGACGAGACCAUCUGGGGGAUUCUCAGAAGCGACAUCAAGCAAUGAAGAUGCUUUCAGUAUGACGACUGUUGAUAUAAAUUGAC